ACUUCCGCUGAGUCGGAGAGAUGUCGGAUAACAUGUACUGUUCGCGGUUGUACAUAUAACCGGACUAAACUAAUUCAGUGGCUUAAACGUGAGUGUUUUGAACAUAAGCCUAAAACUAAAUCACAGCGUUCCUGCUAAAUCUUGAAUGACUGUAAACUGUUGAGCGUCCCAUCCCGCUUGUUUACUUCGAACCGGAAGACACUCCCACUUUUGACGCAAGGACUCAUGGGCCGUACGAAACUUGUGCAUGGUUUGUCUUGGGUUUAAAUAUCUGCACAGCACCUCAAUGGAGCCCGAUAAAGACAUCCAGACAACUCAAAGAGGAUUUCACUGUAACCUCUGCAAUGUUAACAUACCCAACAAACCAAGUCUGGAGGAUCAUGUUAAAGGAAAGAAACAUCAACACCUGCUGCGACUCCGAGCUCAGAGGAAAGCUCAGGAGGACAACAGCGUGUUUGUCAGUGGUUUUAAACCGGACACCUCUCCGACUGAUAUCAAGGAGUAUUUCACAAAGUUUGGACCGGUGUCAGAUGUGAUCAUGGACAAGCAGAAGGGUGUCUAUGCUAUCGUCGAGUUCUCCGAUCCGCAGGACGCCCAGAAGACUCUGGCAGAACUUCAGCAUCAGCUCAGUGGACUCAAGCUCCGCGUCAAGCCCAGAGAGAAGAAAGAGUUCAAACUGACCAGCAGAGGGAAACAAGACUCCAAACAUCAGAUCAGCCUGGACAAACUCAACUGUGAGCUCUGCAAGGCUUCAUCUGUAAAUGAGCAGUUGCAGGUGGCCAUGGAGAGUUUUGAGCUGAAAGAGAACGAGAAGAAAGUGAGAGAUCUUCUGGUUCAGCUGCUACAGGAAGUCUUCACCGAAUUCUUUCCAGAUUGUCUGGUUGUACCAUUCGGCUCUUCUGUGAACACAUUUGGAAUUCACUCGUGUGACCUCGAUCUGUUCCUGGACCUGGAGAACACCAAAGUCUUUCAGGCCCGUUCAAAGGCAUCUGAUCCGCCAGCAGGAGAGAAUCCGUCCGAGGACGGACGUUCUGAGGACUCUAUUCUCUCAGACAUCGAUCUGUCCACAGCCACCCCUCUGGAAAUUUUAGACCUGGUGGCCGCCAUUUUGAGGAAGUGCGUUCCAGGCGUCCACAAAGUGCAGACGCUCGGCUCUGCCCGACUUCCGGUUGUCAAGUUCAGUCAUCGAGAACUCAACCUCCAAGGGGACAUCACCAUCAACAACAGAUUGGCUGUAAGAAACACUCGAUAUCUGCAGUUGUGUUCUGGGGUCGACUCUAGGCUACGACCUCUAGUCUACACUUUGCGGUUAUGGGCCAAACAGAAACAGUUAGCAGGAAACACGUCUGGCCCUGGACCGUUGUUGAACAAUUACGCUCUUACCCUGCUGGUGAUCUUCUACCUUCAGAAUCGAGAGCCUCCUGUUCUGCCUUCUGUGAACCAGCUCAAAGACAUGGCCUGUGAGGAAGAAGAGUGUGUUAUUGAGGAAUGGGAUUGUACUUUCCCAAGUCAACCUUUUAGUGUUCCACCCAGCAAAAACACUGAAGACCUGUGCACCUUGCUUUUUGGUUUCUUCACCUUCUACUCAAAGUUUGAUUUCUCUGCUUCAGUGGUGUCUCUGAGAGACGGCCGUGCACUGCCCAUCACCGACUUUCUCCACAGAGACGAGGAAAUGAAAACCACAGCAGAGGCCUCUUGUCCCAAACCAAAGUCUUCCUCUGCCCCUAAACUGGGCCCUAUGAAUGUCUUGGACCCUUUUGAGCAAAACCACAAUGUGGCCGGAAACAUUAAUGAGCGAACUCAAAUGAACUUCAAGAGAGAAUGCUGUGACGCUGAGAAAUACUGCCGCAGUUUACAAUACCAGCGCAAAUCGGCCAAAGGCAAAUCCUGGGGUCUCAUGAGACUCUUUGCGCCGCCCAGUGAAGCUAGACCUCGUUCACAGGCCGGGACUGAGAAGAUUAUGGAGGUCAGCAUCCCUUUUAAACCAGACGUUCUGCCUGGACCCUUGCGGUCCCAACUGGCAUUGGCAGGGGAGGCCUUUAGGGGUCUCUGGUUUGCAAAAGUCUGCUCUGCGGUGCAGGCGGUCUUUAAUGACGUUUUAAAAUGCUCACCCUCACAGCAGAGUCAAGAGACAACCACGUGUCAAGGUCAAGACAAAGCAGAAGAGGUGAAUAAUAACCAAAGCAUUGAAGAUGUCGAUCCACCAACCAAAGGUCAAUCCGGUAAGAAGAGACCUCUCACGACAGAGGAGGGUCCAACGUCAUCCACCUGCAUACAAGUUAAAAGACAGAGACUUGAUGUUGAUAUGGAGCACCCAGAGCCAGUUCACUGGAGCUGGACACAACGACAUCAGGUGUGGGCUGGGCGACGGAAAGUCCGGAGAGAUCUUUUGAAGACCAGCGAUGAGACAUCUAAACCUGAAGGUGGCUGCGUUGACAUUGAGAGCAGGGUGACGCAGAGCAUUGUGGAAAAAGAGCAGGAACUUCAGGAUUUGUUGGAAUUUAAGGUGGAUGCGGAGGUUGUUGGCGGUAAUGAAAACACCAAAGUUAACCUCCGGUUUAACCCCAGCCAGGAUAAGGAAGGCCUCUUUCGAGAUUUCUUUCAUUUCCUAGAGUCCUUCCUUCCCAAGAUGACAGAAACCCUUUUAGGGAAAACAGAGAAUCUUACAGAAAUGUCAUGAGUUUUUUGUUUUGAAUUAAACCGUGUGAUAUGUAUGCGUUAAUUGAGUUUUGUGAUAAACUUAUAUGUAAGAAAAUAAAAUAUUUGUUUUUCUGAUUUAAAGUUUUGAAGAUGUUACAUGUUUAAGUUCUCCGUUACAUGGUUUCUAGCAAUUACUUAUUUUUUUCUCCUAAUAAUGUUUUUCCUCUACAAUGUAAAUAUAAAGAAUGUAAACCACAUUAAAAUCAUAAAAUGAAAAA
Messenger RNA from Misgurnus anguillicaudatus (oriental weatherfish), 2918 nucleotides. RefSeq names its product terminal uridylyl transferase 1, U6 snRNA-specific (gene tut1). Gene Ontology annotation, cellular component: nuclear speck. Gene Ontology annotation, molecular function: zinc ion binding; poly(A) RNA polymerase activity; RNA binding. Gene Ontology annotation, biological process: RNA 3'-end processing. The record is from RefSeq and is a predicted model, not a curated record. Lineage: Eukaryota; Metazoa; Chordata; Actinopteri; Cypriniformes; Cobitidae.